AUGCCCCCCCGAGUUCCGCCCGCGGGCGUGUGGUGCCCUGCUGUAACCUUCUUCGACCCUACGUCCGAUACGCUUGACCUACCUUCACAAAAGAAGUACUACAGCUACCUCUCACGCUCCGGACUCGCUGGCCUGGUCAUCCUAGGUACCAAUGCAGAGGCAUUCCUUCUCACGCGGGAAGAACGGGCAGAGCUCAUCGCCGCCGCCCGUGAAGCCGUAGGACCCGACUACCCCCUCAUGGCCGGCUGUGGUGGUCAUUCUACCCGCCAGGUGCUUCAGUAUAUCCAAGACGCAGUGACGGCGGGGGCCAACUACGUCCUGGUGCUUCCUCCAGCGUAUUUCGGCAAGGCUACCACGCCGACCGCGGUUAGGUCAUUUUUCAACGACAUUUCAGGUAGUUCUCCACUGCCGGUGGUUAUUUAUAACUUCCCAGCAGUCUGUAACGGAGUUGACCUCGAUUCGGAGUCGAUAAAGGCCAUCGCACGGGGCAAUCCGAACAUUGUCGGGGUGAAGCUUACCUGCGCCAGCGUCGGCAAGAUAACCAGGCUGGCGGCGGAACUCUCCCCAGAGACGUUUUCUGUGUUUGGCGGGCAGUCUGAUUUCUUGAUUGGAGGAUUGAGUGUGGGUUCGGCCGGGUGCAUUGCUGCGUUUGCAAACGUCUUCCCCAAGACCAUCUCGAAGGUAUACGAAUUGUAUAAGGCUGGCAAGGUUGAAGAAGCGUUGCAGCUGCAUCGGACGGCGGCGUUAGCCGAGUCGCCAUGCAAAUCAGGGAUCGCUUCGACCAAGUAUGCGGCGGCGAUAUUCAGUGCAAAGGCAGCUGGGAUCAAAGACGCGGAAGAGAGGCUGCGGCCCCGACGACCGUACGAACCGCCGACAGAAGCUGCAAAGGAGAACGUGAAGAAGUUUAUGGCCGAGGUCGCCGUCAUAGAGGCCGCUCUGUAA
Arthroderma uncinatum is the source of this 942-nucleotide messenger RNA. RefSeq lists its product as uncharacterized. The coding region runs from base 1 to 942 and encodes 313 amino acids. The transcript has a single exon. Gene Ontology annotation, molecular function: 4-hydroxy-tetrahydrodipicolinate synthase activity. The record is from RefSeq and is a predicted model, not a curated record. Lineage: Eukaryota; Fungi; Ascomycota; Eurotiomycetes; Onygenales; Arthrodermataceae.